Solanum stenotomum is the source of this 701-nucleotide messenger RNA. RefSeq lists its product as uncharacterized. The record is from RefSeq and is a predicted model, not a curated record. The transcript has a single exon. The coding region runs from base 52 to 558 and encodes 168 amino acids. NCBI's taxonomy places the organism in Eukaryota, Viridiplantae, Streptophyta, Magnoliopsida, Solanales, Solanaceae.
CAAAACAAAAAAAUCUCUCAAUUAAAACUCAAAUUUUUCCAACAAUUUUCUAUGGGAAAUUUUACUUCAUGCCCAAUUUUACCAUCAAUUAAGAAUUCGAAAGCGUCGAGAGUUGUUCUUCCCGGAGGAGAAAUCAGGCAAUUUCGAGAACCGAUUAAAGCAGCAGAAAUCAUGAUGGAGUAUCCAAGUAAUUUUUUAGUGGAUUCGAGUUCGUUGAAUAUCGGAAGGAGAUUUUCAGCUUUAUCAGCUGAUGAAGAUUUGGAAUUCGGUAAUGUUUAUAUUGUGUUUCCGAUGAAGAGAGUCAAUUCGGUUGUGACGGCGACUGAUAUGACGGUGAUUUUACUGGCGGCUAAUUCUGCUGCGAAGAGAAUUUCCGGCGGAAAUGGUAGGAUUUCGCCGGAGGAUUCGCCGGCGCCGGAAAGUAAUGUUGCCGGAGAUCGGGAUUCAGGUGAGGUUGAGGUGUUUCCGGUGGGGAGAGAAAUGAAGUAUAGGUUGGCGUGUAGAUCGAGGAAACCUUCGUUGGCUACGAUUAUGGAAGAACCUGUUUCUUCUAGAUGAGAAAUUUAAUUUUUUUUAAAAAAAUUAGAAAGUUUUUUUUUUUUAGUAGAGAUUUUGAGGGUGAAAAGAAAAAUGAAAUUUUACAUUAUAUGUAUACACCUUUUUAUUAUUAUUAAAAAAAUUGUGUGCUCAUUUUUUGGGAA